Molecule: messenger RNA, 5113 nt
Organism: Neomonachus schauinslandi (Hawaiian monk seal)
Lineage: Eukaryota; Metazoa; Chordata; Mammalia; Carnivora; Phocidae
Gene: PLCH2
Product: phospholipase C eta 2
Exons: 23
Coding region: 326-4954 (1542 amino acids)
Biological process (GO): lipid metabolic process; phosphatidylinositol-mediated signaling
Molecular function (GO): calcium ion binding; phosphatidylinositol-4,5-bisphosphate phospholipase C activity
Source: RefSeq, a predicted model, not a curated record
GCUGCAGUGCCUGCCCGGGAACCCGGCAGUAGCCGGCUGGGACGGUGGCAGGAGCUUGUCCUGGCCUCGUGGGCUGCGCGGCCGAGGGGCUGCAGCGAUCCGGCUGCCUUGGGCGAACCUGCGCCGGGAGACCCCACACCUGCUGGUGUGUGAUGAGCCACAGGUCCAGCUUCUACUCCAGAGGGGGACACCGGGGGCCCCGGGGACAGAGGGACCUCAGAGCGGCUUCUUCCGGCCUCCUGUGGGUGGCUGGCCCCAGCUGGUGACCCAGGCCAGCCCCGUCUCUCGCCUGUUGCCCCCACCGCCGAGAGCCCUCCACCCCUCCAUGAUGGCUCCCCCUCCAGAGGACCCGGGACCCAAUCUGAGGAGUGGACAGUCUUUCCUGAACAUCAAUAUUCUGCCUGUGGUGGAGAGAUGUAUGAGCGCCAUGCAGGCGGGGACUCAGAUGGUGAAGCUCCGUGGCAGCUCCAAGGGCCUCGUCCGCUUCUACUUCCUGGACGAACAUCGCUCCUGCAUCCGCUGGCGGCCCUCACGCAAGAAUGAGAAGGCCAAGAUCUCCAUCGACUCCAUCCAGGAGGUGAGCGAAGGGCGGCAGUCUGAGAUCUUCCAGCGCUACCCUGAUGGCAUUUUCGACCCCAACUGCUGCUUCAGCAUCUACCAUGGCAGCCACCGAGAGUCGCUGGACCUGGUCUCGCCCAGCGGGGACGAGGCGCGCACCUGGGUCACGGGCCUGCGCUACCUCAUGGCGGGCAUCAGCGACGAGGACAGCCUGGCCCGCCGCCAGCGCACGAGGGACCAGUGGCUGAAGCAGACGUUUGACGAGGCCGACAAGAACAGGGACGGGAGCCUGAGCAUUGGCGAGGUCCUGCAGCUGCUGCACAAGCUGAAUGUGAACCUGCCCCGGCAGAGGGUGAAGCAGAUGUUCAAGGAAGCAGACACAGAUGACCACCAGGGGACGCUGGGCUUUGAGGAGUUCUGUGCCUUCUAUAAGAUGAUGUCCACCCGCCGGGACCUCUACCUGCUCAUGCUGACCUACAGCGACCACAAGGACCACCUGGAUGCCGCUGACCUGCAGCGCUUCCUGGAGGUGGAGCAGAAGAUGGCGGGUGUGACCCUUGAGAGCUGCCGGGACAUCAUCAAGCAGUUUGAGCCCUGCCCAGAAAACAAGAGUAAGGGGGUGCUGGGCAUUGAUGGUUUCACCAACUAUACUCGGAGUCCUGCCGGCGACAUCUUCAACCCGGAGCACCAUGGUGUGCACCAGGACAUGACACGGCCGCUGAGCCACUAUUUUAUCACCUCGUCCCACAACACCUACCUCGUGGGCGACCAGCUCAUGUCCCAGUCUCGGGUGGACAUGUACGCCUGGGUCCUGCAGGCCGGCUGCCGUUGCGUGGAGGUGGACUGCUGGGACGGGCCUGACGGGGAGCCCAUUGUGCACCAUGGCUAUACUCUGACCUCCAAGAUCCUCUUCAAAGAUGUCAUCGAAACCAUCAACAAAUAUGCCUUUGUCAAGAAUGAGUACCCAGUGAUCCUGUCCAUUGAGAACCACUGCAGUGUCAUCCAACAGAAAAAGAUGGCCCAGUAUCUGACUGAUAUCCUCGGGGAUAAGCUGGACUUGUCAUCAGUAAGCAGUGAGGAUGCCACCAUGCUUCCCUCUCCGCAGAUGCUCAAGGGCAAGAUUCUGGUGAAGGGCAAGAAGCUUCCUGCCAACAUCAGUGAGGAUGCCGAGGAGGGCGAGGUGUCUGAUGAAGACAGCGCGGACGAGAUCGAUGAGGACUGCAAACUUCUCAACGGGGAUGUCGCCACCAAUCGGAAGCGUGUGGAAAACAUCGCCAAGAAGAAGCUGGAUUCCCUAAUGAAGGAGUCGAAGAUUCGGGACUGUGAGGACCCAAAUGACUUCACCGUGUCCACACUGCCCUCAUCUGGAAAGCUUGGGCACAAGGCAGAGGGCAAAAAGGCUGAGGAGGAUGUGGAGUCCAGAGAGGAUGCCGGGGCCAGCCGACGGAACAACCGCAUCCUUAUGAGCGGCUUCUCCAUGCUCAAGAAGAAGAGCAGCAAGCUAAAGAAAGCGGCCAGCAUGGAGGAGGGGGAUGAGGACCCGGACUCCCAAGGCAGCCAGAGCAGAGGGGCGAGCCGGCAGAAGAAGACCAUGAAGCUGUCCCGCGCCCUCUCAGACCUGGUGAAGUACACCAAGUCUGUGGGCAUGCACGACGUGGAGGCGGAGGUGGCGUCCAGCUGGCAGGUGUCGUCCUUCAGUGAGACCAGGGCCCAGCAGAUCCUGCAGCAGAAGCCGGCCCAGUACCUCCGCUUCAACCAGCACCAGCUCUCCCGCAUCUACCCCUCCUCCUACCGCGUGGACUCCAGCAACUACAACCCGCAGCCCUUCUGGAACGCGGGCUGCCAGAUGGUCGCCCUGAACUACCAGUCGGAGGGGCGGAUGCUGCAGCUGAACCGCGCCAAGUUCAGUGCCAACGGGAACUGUGGCUACGUGCUCAAGCCGCAGUGCAUGUGCCAGGGCAUCUUCAACCCCAACUCCGAGGACCCUCUGCCCGGGCAGCUCAAAAAGCAGCUGGUGCUCCGGAUCAUCAGCGGGCAGCAGCUCCCCAAGCCAAGGGAUUCAAUGCUGGGGGACCGAGGCGAGAUCAUUGACCCCUUCGUGGAGGUGGAGGUCAUCGGGCUCCCCGUGGACUGCAGCAAGGAGCAGACGCGAGUGGUGGACGACAACGGAUUCAACCCCGUGUGGGAGGAGACCCUGGUGUUCACUGUGCAUAUGCCUGAGAUCACACUGGUGCGCUUCCUCGUCUGGGACCAUGACCCCAUUGGGCGGGACUUCAUUGGCCAGAGGACACUGGCCUUCAGCAGCAUGAUGCCAGGCUAUCGGCACGUGUACCUGGAGGGGAUGGAAGAGGCCUCCAUCUUUGUCCACGUGGCCGUCAGUGACAUCAGUGGUAAGGUCAAGCAGGCUCUGGGCCUAAAAGGCCUGUUCCUCAGAGGCCCAAAGCCCGGCUCCCUGGACAGUCAUGCUGCUGGGCGGCCCCUGCCCCGCCCUUCCGUCAGCCAGCGGCUCCUGCGGCGUACGGCCAGUGCCCCGACCAAGAGCCAGAAGCCGGGCCACAAGGCCCUCCCGGAGCUGGUUCUGGGCACGCGGGACACAGGCUCCGAGGGGGAGGCCCGUGACGUGGCGGCCCCCAGCCCCGGCCCCGCUCUGGAGGCCUCAGCCCCCGAGGAGCCCGGCAGCCCCCGAGGUAAGGCGCCGGUGGGGAGGAGCCCGGCGCAGGGGGGUCUGGCCCAGGAGCAGUCCCCUGGUGCCCCUGAGGGCCCUGGGCCUGCUGGGGUGGCCGCCACCUGCAUGAAGUGCGUGGUGGGCUCCUGCGCUGGAGAGGAUGCGGAGGGCCUGCGGCGGGGGCAGCUGCCCAGCCCGGGGCCCGCAGCCGCGCACGAGGCCAUCAGCCAGCAGCCCUGCGCCCGGGCGGACUCGCUGGGGGCUCCCUGCCCCGGCGUGGGGAGACGCAGAGGGGCUCAGUGGCAGGGUCCGGGCGGCGGCGGCUCCGUGUCCUCGGACUCCAGCGGCCUGGGCAGCUCUGAGGUGGUCCCGUGCUGGCCCGAGGGUGCCCGCAGGCAGGCAGGGGCCCUGCAGAGGGAGAUGAAUGCCUUGUUCGUUCAAAAGCUGGAGGAGAUUAGGAGUAAAUCCUCCAUGCUGUCCACCGAUACCCGCCCCUUCUCCGUGCAGAGGACGGGCUCCUCCCUAUGUGGUCUGGAAACCAUCGCCGAGGAGCCAGCCCCGGGCCCCGGCCCCCCACCUCUGGCGGCUGCCCCCGCCAGCCCCUCCCCAGGAGGGCCCCCGCGCGCCUGGGGACCCCGCGCCAAAGUGGCGAGCCCCCCAGCGGUAGCUCUGGGAGCUUCCGCACCCUUCCAGCCCAGGACCCAGAGCCGAGGGGACAUGGAGCCGGCCCUGGAGAGCCGGCGGAGGGUGUACAAUGGCGGGGGCCCCGGGGGGGCACGUGAGGGGGCCCCUAGCAGCCAGAUGGUCCGAAAGGCCGAGGGUGAGGGGCAGGUGCCGUCGGAGCUCCCGGGCGGAUGGCGGCCCCUGGCUGGGCCCUGCCCCACCGUGUACUCAGACGUCACGGGCGGAGACCGGCUGUGGCGGCGGCUGGAACCAGGGGGCCAUCGCGACAGCGUGUCCUCGUCCUCCAGUGUGUCGUCCAGCGACACGGUCAUCGACCUCUCCCUGCCGGGCCUGGGUCUGGGCCUGGGCCUGGGCCGCGAGAGUGCCCCAGGGGCUCCAGCCGGACGCCUGCCCCUGCGGCCCUGCUCGGCCACGGCCGCCCGCCUGGACCUGCCUGCCGUGACCAAGAGCAAAUCCAGCCCCAACCUGCGGGCUGCCAGCCAGCUGCCUGCAGCACCGGAAGACCUUCCGCCGCUGCCCCCCGCCCCCAGGCCGCCCUGGGGCCGCCUCCCUCCGGCGGGCCUCCGGGACUGCCCUGCAGCCGCCAAGUCCAAGAGUCUGGGGGACCUGACUGCCGACGACUUCGCGCCCCAGGUGGAGAGCCCGGGCCAGAGCCUGGGCCUGGCGGGGCGGGGGCGGGCCGGGCAGGGGGCGCGGCGGGACGCGCUGACGGAGCAGCUGCGCUGGCUCACGGGCUUCCAGCAGGCUGGCGACAUCACCUCGCCCACCAGCCUGACUGUGGGCCUGACUGUGGCAGGGGAGGGGGCGCCCGGGCCCCCCGGCUUCCUGCGGCGCCCCUCCUCUCGCAGCCAGAGCCGUGUGCGCGCCAUCGCCAGCCGGGCCCGACAGGCCCAGGAGCGGCAGCAGCAGCUGCAGGCCCCAAGGGCCCCGCCGGGGGAGGAGCGGGGCACCCCCGAGGGAGCCUGCUCAGGGGGCCGCGGGGGCUGGGGGGAUGUGCCGGCCCCCGCCAAGGGCUCGGCCGCCACCGGCCUCCCGCUCCGACUCUGAGGGAACCCCCCGGGGCGGACCCAGACCGCCACCUUGGCGCCCGCCGAGUGCGCUCUGCCCCCACCCCUCCCCCGGGGAGGGGAGGAAGGGAGCCGGCCCAGGGUCUGGGCAGAUUUUCACCACAUUAGCAAAUAUAUGAGAGGUAUUUAAAUUUUUAGA